AACAGCUGGAGCCACUCUACCUGAAUCUUCAUGCCUUUGUGCGCCGUGGCUUGCACCGACGCUAUGGGGACAAGUACAUCAAUCUCCAGGGUCCCAUCCCUGCUCAUCUACUAGGAAACAUGUGGGCACAGAGUUGGGAAAAUAUCUAUGACAUGGUGGUUCCUUUCCCAGACAAACCCAACCUAGAUGUCACCAACACCAUGGUAGAGAAGGGCUGGAAUGCUACACACAUGUUCCGAGUUGCAGAAGAAUUCUUCACAUCACUGGGGCUACUGCCUAUGCCUCCCGAGUUCUGGGCUGAGUCCAUGCUGGAGAAACCAAAUGAUGGGCGAGAGGUAGUCUGCCAUGCCUCUGCCUGGGACUUCUACAACAGGAAAGAUUUUAGGAUUAAGCAGUGCACGAGAGUGACCAUGGACCAGCUGUCCACUGUUCAUCACGAGAUGGGCCACGUGCAGUAUUACCUUCAGUACAAAGAUCUGCCUGUUUCCCUGCGAAGGGGAGCCAACCCUGGCUUCCAUGAGGCCAUUGGGGAUGUGCUAGCCCUAUCUGUCUCCACACCUGCCCACUUACACAAAAUUGGCCUGCUGGACAGAGUUACUAAUGACAAUGAAAGUGACAUCAACUACCUGUUAAAAAUGGCGCUAGGAAAGAUCGCAUUCUUGCCCUUUGGCUAUCUGGUGGAUCAGUGGCGUUGGAGAGUGUUUAGUGGACUCACAAUCCCAUCUCAGUACAACUAUGACUGGUGGUACCUUCGGACCAAAUACCAGGGCAUCUGCCCUCCCAUUGCCCGGAAUGAAACUCACUUUGACGCAGGGGCAAAGUAUCACGUCCCGGCUGUAACACCGUACAUCAGGGAGGUGUUGCAGGCAGGUGCUUCUCGGCCAUGGCAGGAGGUGCUUAAGGGACUGACAGGCUCAGAGAUCCUGGAUGCAGAACCACUUCUGGAAUACUUCAAGCCCCUCACCAACUGGCUGCAAGAACAGAACCAGAUCAACGGCGAGGUCUUGGGCUGGCCUGAUUUUGAGUGGCGUCCACCAGUGCCAGAUGGCUAUCCAGAGGGCAUCGACAAGCUGGCUGAUGAAGCAGAGGCUGAGAAGUUCCUUGAGGAGUAUGACCGGUUGGGGCAAGUCAUAACGAAUGCUUACGUAGAGGCCAACUGGGCUUACAACACAAACAUCACCGAUGAAAAUAGCAAGAUUAUGUUGGAAAAGAAUCUGGAGUUGUCUCAACACACACUACAAUUCGGCACCCGUGCCCGCCAGUUUGAUACCAGCAAUUUCCAGAAGUCAUCUGUGAAGCGGCUCUUGGAAAAGCUUCAAGAUCUGGGUCGAGCAGCCCUCUCCACUACAGACUUGGAAGAGUACAAUAAGGUACUAUUGAGGAUGGAAUCAAUAUACAGUAAAGCCAAAGUGUGCCGGGAAGAUGGUUCCUGUUUACCCCUGGAUCCUGAUUUGACGGAUUUGAUGGCUGUAUCUCGGGACUAUGACAACCUGCUAUGGGCAUGGAAAGGUUGGAGGGAUGUGACAGGACAAGCUAUCCUCCCCAGCUUCCCGGAGUAUGUGGAGCUUAGCAAUAAGGCUGCUCAGCUCAAUGGCUAUGCUGAUGCUGGAGCCUCCUGGAGAUCACAGUAUGAAACAUCUUCCUUGGAGGAGCAACUGGAGAAAAUCUAUCUGGAACUGCAGCCACUCUACCUGAACCUACAUGCCUAUGUCCGUCGUGCCCUGUACCGUCAUUAUGGAGCCAACCAUAUCAACCUUCAAGGGCCCAUUCCUGCUCAUCUGUUAGGCAACAUGUGGGCUCAAACUUGGUCCAACAUCUAUGAGUUGGUGAUGCCCUUCCCUUCUGCCAGCCAGGUGGAUGCCACUCCAGCUAUGAAAAGCCAGAACUGGACUGCCCAGAGGAUGUUUGAGGAGGCAGACAAAUUCUUCCAGUCCUUGGGUCUGCUGCCCUUACCCCCUGAGUUCUGGAGCAAGUCCAUGCUGGAGAAGCCAAAAGAUGGGCGAGAUGUAGUAUGUCAUGCUUCUGCCUGGGACUUCUACAAUGGCAAGGACUUCAGGAUCAAACAGUGCACAGUUGUAAAUAUGGAGGACCUCAUCACUAUCCACCAUGAGAUGGGCCACGUGCAAUAUUUCAUGCAGUACAAAGACCAGCCUCUGGCCUUCCGAGAAGGUGCCAACCCGGGUUUUCAUGAAGCCAUUGGAGAUGUGCUGGCUCUCUCUGUCUCCACCCCCAAGCACUUACACAGCAUUGGGCUGCUUGAUAAUGAGGGAGAAGGCUACGAGAGUGAGAUCAACUACCUGAUGAGUAUUGCACUGGACAAGAUUGCCUUCCUCCCUUUCGGUUACCUCAUUGACCAGUGGCGCUGGCGGGUGUUUGAUGGGAGUACCAAUAAGAGAGAUUACAACCAGGAAUGGUGGAAUCUCAGGUUAAAGUACCAGGGUCUGUGUCCACCAGUGCCAAGGUCACAAGAAGAUUUUGACCCAGGUGCCAAGUUCCACAUACCUGCAAAUGUACCCUAUCUCAGAUACUUUGUCAGCUUUGUGAUUCAAUUCCAGUUCCAUGAGGCCCUGUGCCGAGCCGCUGGCCACACAGGCCCACUUUACAAGUGUGACAUCUAUCAGUCAAAGGAGGCAGGGAAGCUCUUGGCGGAUGCAAUGAAGCUGGGACUCAGUCAACCCUGGCCAGAAGCCAUGAAGAUAAUUACAGGACAGCCCAACAUGUCAGCUACAGCUAUUAUGAACUACUUCCAGCCCCUGCUGGAUUGGCUUAUCACCAAGAACAAGGAGCAAGGAGAGACACUAGGCUGGCCUCAGUAUGACUGGACUCCAUAUUCUGGUGCCUCCAGUACUCCCAAUGUACCGAACAGUGGCAAAGUCAGCUUCUUGGGAAUGGAGUUGGAGCGUGGGCAGGCUACGGCAGGGCAGUGGGUACUGCUUUGCCUGGGCUUGCUGUUGCUUGUGGCUACAAUGGGCUUGGCCUAUAAGACGUGUAGCCUCAAACGUAGAGGGGAGCCUUAUUUUGGCUCUGAGGUGGAGCUGAGACACUCCUGAGACUGAGCCUGGGUCUGAAAGGAAUUGGAUAACCCCAUGGAGAGAAGAAAGGGAAGUGGUGGAGGGAGGAAAUAAAAUGCAUGCUGAGGACAGAGCUUUGGUCAUUAGGCACUGAGGAAACUCAA
Gracilinanus agilis (Agile Gracile Mouse Opossum) is the source of this 3175-nucleotide messenger RNA. RefSeq names its product angiotensin-converting enzyme-like. Gene Ontology annotation, cellular component: plasma membrane. The transcript has 20 exons. The record is from RefSeq and is a predicted model, not a curated record. NCBI's taxonomy places the organism in Eukaryota, Metazoa, Chordata, Mammalia, Didelphimorphia, Didelphidae. Gene Ontology annotation, molecular function: peptidyl-dipeptidase activity; metallopeptidase activity. Bases 120 to 3050 code for a protein of 976 amino acids. Gene Ontology annotation, biological process: proteolysis.